Knipowitschia caucasica is the source of this 2472-nucleotide messenger RNA. NCBI's taxonomy places the organism in Eukaryota, Metazoa, Chordata, Actinopteri, Gobiiformes, Gobiidae. The record is from the annotation of a GenBank genome assembly.
AUGAGGCAGUUAGAAAGAUCACACCAGGAGACAGGCCAGGACACCAGGAGACAGGCCGGCACACCAGGAGACAGGCCAGUACACCAGGAGACAGGCCGGCACACCAGGAGACAGGCCAGUACACCAGGAGACAGGCCAGUACACCAGGAGACAGGCCGGCACACCAGGAGACAGGCCAGUACACCAGGAGACAGGCCGGCACACCAGGAGACAGGCCGGCACACCAGGAGACAGGCCGGCACACCAGGAGACAGGCCGGCACACCAGGAGACAGGCCGGCACACCAGGAGACAGGCCAGUACACCAGGAGACAGGCCGGCACACCAGGAGACAGGCCGGCACACCAGGAGACAGGCCGGCACACCAGGAGACAGGCCAGUACACCAGGAGACAGGCCGGCACACCAGGAGACAGGCCGGCACACCAGGAGACAGGCCGGCACACCAGGAGACAGGCCGGCACACCAGGAGACAGGCCGGCACACCAGAAGACAGGCCGGCACACCAGGAGACAGGCCAGCACACCAGGAGACAGGCCGGCACACCCGGAGACAGGCCGGCACACCGGGAGACAGGCCGGCACACCAGGAGACAGGCCAGUACACCAGGAGACAGGCCGGCACAUCAGGAGACAGGCCGGCACACCAGGAGACAGGCCAGCACACCAGGAGACAAGCCAGUACACCAGGAGACAGGCCGGCACAUCAGGAGACAGGCCGGCACACCAGGAGACAGGCCGGCACACCCGGAGACAGGCCGGCACACCGGGAGACAGGCCGGCACACCAGGAGACAGGCCGGCACACCCGGAGACAGGCCGGCACACCGGGAGACAGGCCGGCACACCAGGAGACAGGCCAGCACACCAGGAGACAGGCCAGUACACCAGGAGACAGGCCGGCACAUCAGGAGACAGGCCGGCACACCAGGAGACAGGCCGGCACAUCAGGAGACAGGCCAGGACACCAGGAGACAGGCCGGCACAUCAGGAGACAGGCCAGCACACCAGGAGACAGGCCGGCACACCAGGAGACAGGCCGGCACACCAGGAGACAGGCCGGCACACCCGGAGACAGGCCGGCACACCGGGAGACAGGCCGGCACACCCGGAGACAGGCCAGCACACCAGGAGACAGGCCAGUACACCAGGAGACAGGCCGGCACAUCAGGAGACAGGCCAGGACACCAGGAGACAGGCCGGCACAUCAGGAGACAGGCCAGCACACCAGGAGACAGGCCGGCACAUCAGGAGACAGGCCAGCACACCAGGAGACAGGCCGGCACACCAGGAGACAGGCCGGCACACCAGGAGACAGGCCAGCACACCAGGAGACAGGCCGGCACACCAGGAGACAGGCCGGCACACCAGGAGACAGGCCGGCACACCCGGAGGACAGGCCGGCACACUGGGAGACAGGCCGGCACACCCGGAGACAGGCCGGCACACCCGGAGACAGGCCGGCACACCGGGAGACAGGCCGGCACACCAGGAGACAGGCCAGCACACCAGGAGACAGGCCGGCACAUCAGGAGACAGGCCAGGAGACAGGCCAGCACACCAGGAGACAGGCCGGCACACCAGGAGACAGGCCGGCACACCAGGAGACAGGCCAGCACACCAGGAGACAGGCCGGCACAUCAGGAGACAGGCCAGUACACCAGGAGACAGGCCGGCACAUCAGGAGACAGGCCGGCACACCAGGAGACAGGCCAGGACACCAGGAGACAGGCCGGCACAUCAGGAGACAGGCCAGCACACCAGGAGACAGGCCGGCACAUCAGGAGACAGGCCAGCACACCAGGAGACAGGCCGGCACACCAGGAGACAGGCCGGCACACCAGGAGAGAGGCCAGUACAUCAGGAGACAGGCCGGCACACCAGGAGACAGGCCGGCACACCAGGAGACAAGCCAGGACACCAGGAGACAGGCCGGCACAUCAGGAGACAGGCCAGCACACCAGGAGACAGGCCGGCACAUCAGGAGACAGGCCAGCACACCAGGAGACAGGCCGGCACACCAGGAGACAGGCCGGCACACCAGGAGAGAGGCCAGGAGACAGGCCAGCACACCAGGAGACAGGCCGGCACACCAGGAGACAGGCCGGCACACCAGGAGACAGGCCGGCACACCGGGAGACAGGCCGGCACAUCAGGAGACAGGCCAGGACACCAGGAGACAGGCCAGUACACCAGGAGACAGGCCAGCACACCAGGAGACAGGCCAGUACACCAGGAGACAGGCCGGCACACCAGGAGACAGGCCGGCACAUCAGGAGACAGGCCAGGACACCAGGAGACAGGCCGGCACAUCAGGAGACAGGCCAGCACACCAGGAGACAGGCCAGCACACCAGGAGACAGGCCAGGAGACAGGCCAGCACACCAGGAGACAGGCCAGCACACCAGGAGACAGGCCAGCACACCAGGAGACAGGCCAGCACACCAGGAGACAGGCCAGCGUGUUGCCUUCGUGA